GGUGACAGAUCAGUGUACGUUCACUCUCCCGCGAUGAAACGUUGAUGAUUUAAGAGAAAGAGCCGUGUUUAACACGGCGUCGUAUUUCAUUUCGAGUUAGGGUUUUCGAUUUUUUAUGUUUUUUCUCUCUUCUUCUCCUUCCCUUCUCUUUAUCCAAAAAAAAAAAGAAAUAAGAAAUAAACGAAUAAAAAUAAAACAAAAACCCUCUCUUCUGAAAAAAGAUUCACUACAAAAUUUAUCUCAUCCGCAGGUGCUGUUAUUUGAUGCAAUAGGAGGCAGGGCUACUUUAGAGUAAAUAAGGAAGUGAGUUUCUCUUCUGUGAAUUAAUCUUGUAAAGAAAAAAGACGAGGAACAUGUAUAAAAUGAACAUGUGCGACACAAACAUGUACGGGAGCGACGCUAACUGUGGUUCUAGGAUUUGUGUAUCAACUUUUUGGAGACAGUUUCCUUGGGUUUGAUAGAAGGCUAGAUUUCAUAUUCGUUUUUACAUUAGAAGUUUUGGUUUUAAACUUGUUGAUAGGGAUUGAUCUAGGUAGAAAUGGAAACACGGAACGCCAUGGUAUUGGAUAGUAAGCCUGGGGUUCUGCACAGCGCGAAGAGAAAGCGGGCUACGCAGCAUGCAACAUAUUUUCCUGUAGCUUCACAUGUCAUAUUACCACAGUUGCCCGGCAUGAGUUUAUCAUCCCAGAAACAUGGCAAGCGGAGGAGAUUAGAGGACCGCAAGGGAAAAUUUGUCAGUUGUGGUUAUCCUUCAAAAAGAUCUUUGCUGCUUUGCUAUUCAAAUUUUAAGAAAACAGGCAUUCCAAAGCGCAUAAUGUUCUUUAAGAAAGAUGAAUGGAUUGAUUUUCCCCAGGAUCUCAUUGCCUCAAUUAGGAAAGAUCUCAAAGCAAAGAAGGCAGCUAUUGAGCUUGAGAUAGAUGGUCAAUCCUUUGUGCUAGAUUUCUUGCAUAUGCUUCGAUUGGACCAGAAAACUGGCGUGACACAACCGAUUGCUUGGAUUGAUGAGGCUGAUGGUUGUUUCUUCCCAGAGACUUUUGCUGCAGAAAAUGAACCAUAUCAGUUUUGCGAACAUGAAUAUGAGAAUGAUCAAGAAUCCAUGUUUAGUGAAUCGUUUGUCCCCCCUGAGAUUAAGGUACAGGUUGAGAUUGACAUUAAUGGUGCUGAGCAAUCAAAGUUGAAGGAAUGUAGUGGGGAGUCAAGUUCUUUGGUUAGACAUUUUCAAAUGGCUCAGAAACCUGCUUCCAGUCAUUGUGCAGUAGAAGUUGGGGAUAAUUGUAAUAGGAAUGCUGAUGCAAAACCCAGCAAACCUGUCGAGGAUAUUCAAGAGACAAGGAUAAACUUAGUCCCUGAAAAUGAGUUUGUGGAUGUAGAGUUGGAUGAACAGUUGGAUUCUUCAACUGUUGAGAAGAUGUUUCUCAUGGGUAUGAACCCUUGUGGAGGUGUGGAUAUUUUUUAUGUAAAACCCUGCUCCAAUACGCAAUAUAGAUUAGAGCGUUUCCAGAAGCAGCUUCAAAUUAUGAAGAAAUAUCGUGGGAAUGCAAAUAUUCAAUAUGCUUGGCUUGCUCCAUCUAAAGCAGCACUGCCUAUCAUCAUGAUGCAUGGGCUUGGGCAUUGUGAUCUUUCUGCAAUUCCACACAUAUAUGGCACUGGUGUUCAUCUUGCUGCAGCAGAAUUUACUAAUGCCUGUGCAAGUUAUUGUGAUGUUGAUGAAAAGGGAGUGCAGUACAUGAUAUUAUGUCGUGUAAUAAUGGGAAAGAUGGAGCUUCUUCGCCCUGGAAGUGGACAAUGUCUUCCUAGAAGUGAGGAUGUUGAUAGUGGAGUGGAUGAUCUUCAGCAUCCAAAGUAUUAUAUUGUAUGGAAUAUGAAUAUCAACACCCACAUUUAUCCGGAAUUUGUUAUUAGUUUCAAGCUCUCCUCCAAUGCUAAAGGGCAUUUGAUUGGAAGUGAGACUAAUCAUGCUUUUUCAGGCGUCACUGCAUCUUCGGAAGGACCUAAAGGUCAUUUACCGGUACCCAUGGUUGAAUUGGUGAGUAAUAUAUGUGGUAUGCUUUUUAAGUUCUCUAUACAGCUGAACAUCGUGAUGUGUACUGUAAUGAUAAGUAGGAUGCUCACCAUUGCUUGCUUCCUACUCUGUGGCGGAUGCUCACCAUUGCUUGCUUCCUACUCUGUGGCGGAUGCUCACCUAGUUGUGUAUAUGUGGGAUUUUGUCUUCGGUCAGAAGGCAGUCUCUUGAGACCUUAUGGAUACUUUUUUCUGCCAUUAUGAGGUUUAUGAUUUUUGCACAAAUGGGAGGAAUUCUAUUUUGUUUGGCAAGCGUUUCAAAUAGCUGUAAAAUAUCCACCAAUCUGCAAAAAUUUCAAGAUAGCAGCAUAUUGCUUGUGUUGAGGUCCUGAGUUUCUGAAAGAUGCUAGGUUUCUACUGGUUCAUUUGUCUGCUCUUUCGUCUUGCAACAGUGUGCAGCAGAUGGUUGCUGUUUGAGCACUCAGAUUCUCAAAGCUAACUUUUGAAAUAUGUGUUCUGAAGCUGUAGAUUUAGCAAAUUAUUUUGUGUGAUAGGCUGCGACAUGUUUCUAUAGUAUUUAUAUGAUAAAUAAUGUUGAAUAAUGUUAAAAUGGAAGAGAGUAAUUUGAGUCACUGCAUCAUGAGGCAGUCCUUAUUCCUAUGUUUUUAUGUCAUACAGCAACUCAAACCGCCUUUUUGCUCAUGAUAUUUGCAGCCUGAAUAUGGUGGUUUUGAUAAUAUAUAUUUUUUAUGAGUUUUACUUGUGUGUACUGCUGAUAUUCUCUUGUC
Durio zibethinus is the source of this 2789-nucleotide messenger RNA. Lineage: Eukaryota; Viridiplantae; Streptophyta; Magnoliopsida; Malvales; Malvaceae. The record is from RefSeq and is a predicted model, not a curated record.